This is a messenger RNA of Adineta steineri, 135 nucleotides long. Lineage: Eukaryota; Metazoa; Rotifera; Eurotatoria; Adinetida; Adinetidae. The record is from the annotation of a GenBank genome assembly.
AUGACAGAUAUUCGACCGAAAAAUGAUCGAAAUGAAAAUAAUGAACGUGUGGAUACAAUGGGUACAAAUGUUUAUUCAUCGAAAGAUAAUCAAAGUAUGCAUAAUUCUUUAAAUAGUGAAUUUAUUCUUUAUCAA